This is a messenger RNA of Rhizopus microsporus ATCC 52813, 2697 nucleotides long. RefSeq names its product RNB-domain-containing protein. The coding region runs from base 1 to 2697 and encodes 898 amino acids. The record is from RefSeq and is a predicted model, not a curated record. Gene Ontology annotation, molecular function: RNA binding; 3'-5'-RNA exonuclease activity. NCBI's taxonomy places the organism in Eukaryota, Fungi, Mucoromycota, Mucoromycetes, Mucorales, Rhizopodaceae. Gene Ontology annotation, cellular component: exosome (RNase complex); P-body. Gene Ontology annotation, biological process: mRNA catabolic process. The transcript is spliced from 2 exons.
AUGCUUAGACUGAUAGCUCGCCAAGCUAUCCGACACUCUGCCAAGUUUCGCCAAGCCCCACAGUUGGCCAUUCGACAAAAGCAUGCAGAGAGAAUCAUUCCUUCCAUCGUCCAACUACAAGAAGACUCUGUCGAACUUAAACUCGGUUCUGAGUCAACUGCGCUAGAGAUCGUACAGCUGCCUACUAUUAAAAUUGGUGAUUAUGUCGAAGUAUUUAGGACAGGGCAACGAAGUGGUAUGGUUGUGGGCCAAAGAAAGAUGAGUGGCAGGUUGCAAAUGUUGACGAUAUUGCUAAGAAAUGGCAGAAUCUAUACAUCGAGAAGUGAUCAUGUCGCAUUUGUCAUUCCUUCAUUUCAUAAACUACCUGAAGUGACCAAAAUCUGUCCUCAAGGCUUAAGUCCGGAAAUUAAUUCUGAGGGCAUUCUUCAAACCAUUCCUGUAGAAUACCAACGAGCUAUUACCCGAUAUCAGUCUUUGGUGAGAGCUAACAAGGCGAUCGCCUUUCCAAGACUAGAGCGUUUAUACAAUCAGUUCAGUCAAUCGUCUUCCAACACAGUAUCACUAAACGAUCUAACCGCUUAUGCCUUUCAGACAACCGACAUCACCUCAUUACAACGUCAUGUUACCUUUUCUUACCUAGCAGCUGAUAACGUUCACUUUACACCUACAAAUAACGUACUAGGAUCGGAAGAGUGGAAGGUUCGAUCUAAAGCUGAGGCAACUGAGAUCUCAAAAAUUAUUACGGCAAUUCGAAGCAAUGAUAAGACGUACACAGACUUUCUUGAAAGGGCAAGAAGGAUCUUGGAAUUUUACAAGACACACGCCGACCCCGUCCUGGGAACCCUGUCUCGAUCAAGUAUUGAUAUGGUGCCAAUGUAUGCCAACCAGCUGACAGCAUCCGAUAAGAAAUUCAUAAACUUUAUUGCCAACUGGAUCCGUUCUCCACGAGUAGUGAUCGAGUCACCUUAUGAAAUCUUUGUACCAGCGAUUCUGAAAGGUUUGAAAUAUUAUGAUAAUCUGUUUGUGGAUAGACCUUUGGCUGUUCGUUUUCUGAAAGAAAUUGGCAUGUAUAAACCAUGGUCAAACACUCUUUUAGUGCAGGAAACAGAACAAAUCGGCGAAUCAUACUGGUCAGAAAGGGCAAAAGAAAAUGAUAGGAAAAUGGAAGAAUAUACCAAAGCAUUCUUGGCUGGAGACUAUAGAGGUCUCUACCCUCAUGACGCCUGUGAGUCAAUCCGACAUGAUUUUGGUGAUUUGCCUGUGUACACAAUUGAUGAUCCAUCUGCCAAAGAAAUUGAUGAUGGUGUCUCUAUUGAAAGAAUCCCUGGUGACAACGCCUGGCUUCAUGUGCACAUUGCCGAUCCUACGACAUACAUCCCUCCUACACAUGAACUAGCACAGAACAUGCAGCAGAAAGUACAGACAGUCUAUUUACCUGAAUGUCAUUUCCCUAUGCUGUCCGACACUUUAUCUGGUAAAAAGUUCAGUUUAGGUUCAACAGCUCAAAAGAACAAACAUGGUUCGCAAUAUGCUUUCACAUUUAGUGCCAAAAUUGAUAAUCAAGGCAAUCUUUUGGAUUACAAAGUGAGACCAAGCUUGGUGAGAAAUGUGAGAAAGAUAUACUAUGAUGACUUAGACAAGUUCCUGGAAGGAAAAGUAGAAAUAAAGAAAGACCCUCUUAUCAACCUCUCAAAGACAUUCUCACAUCCUUCCAGUGCUACAUUUACCCAGAAUGAUAUUCAACAGCAUUCAACAUUUUCACCACGCUAUAAAAAUGAUAUCCUUGACAUCCUUGACAUUGCCGAUAAGCAUACCGCAGCUCGUACUCGCAGUGGAGCUAUUGCCUUUGCCUCACCAUCACCUGUCGUGCGGGUUUUGGACAACCUAAGCCUGCCUCCGCUCCGAUUCUCAAAGCCUGAAUACGCUUCACAUUUACCACCAAUACAAGUCAGCUUGGAUAAAUCACUUUUCUCCCCUGCACGCCUGAUGGUAGCAGAAACGAUGAUCAUCGGAGGACGUAUUGCCAGCAAAUUUGCCAGGGAUAAUGGAGUCAAUAUUAUUUAUCGUGGACAACAGUGGAGGCCUGAUUCAUCACCUGAGGACCUUCGCAAAAGAGAAGAACUAUAUGCAGCUCGGGAUCCAAUAACAGGUUUUGUAAGAUAUCAAGACAUGAUAAAGGUUAGAGCCGCACUUCCUCCUGCUACAUUUGGUACAACACCUGAUCAACCUCAUGUGAUCAUGGGUAUUAUGGAUGGGUAUACAAAAACUACCUCUCCUUUACGACGUUAUGGUGAUCUUAUCAUUCAUUGGCAAUUAAAGGCAAGUCUGCUGAAAGAAAAAGAGCCGUUUAGCAAGGACUAUUUGGACAAACUGCUGCCUGCACUAGAAGCACGUACAAAGCAGCUCUCUGGUCUUCAACAGCAGUCUCAGCGCUUUUGGAUAAUGCAAUUGCUUCAGCGAAUGAAUGUCGACGGAUUUUUGAGCACAAUGGAAUGGGACUGCAUUAUAGCAGCUGACAACCGCGUCGCCCUGAAUGAACUUGGAGGCGCGAUAGAAGUAGCAGAUGCCACACUAUUGGAUUUGGGAAUUCCUGUUCGUAUUGACAAACUAAAAAGAAAUGUGCAGAUAGGAGAGAUUGCAAAAGUGCGAAUAUGUAGUGUAGAUGAAGGAAGGGUCUCAGCACAAAUGAUAGAGUAA